UACCCGCGUCACAUACAUCAAAACGUACGCAUCUACACUACCAUACGCAUUGUGUUGGAAUAUAUAGAAUUCGACAGAACGUUUCUAUGUAAAACAUAAUCAAACAAGUAGAUUAACCACGCCGACCACUCUGAUUCGUGCUAGACUUGUGUGAAUCAUUCCAUCUUUACUCAACAACUCACAAUCAUGGCUUUUUCAUCGCCGAUGCCAGAUCGCCAAUUUCUCUGGGAUGUAUUUCAAAGGGUUGACCGUGAUCGCAGCGGUUACAUCAAUGUUGAAGAACUAGGCAGUGCUUUAUCAAAUGGCACAUGGAGCCCUUUUAAUCCAGAAACUGUUCGACUCAUGAUUGGAAUGUUUGAUAGACAAAACAAAGGUCAAGUAAACUUUGAGGAUUUUGGUGCUCUGUGGAAGUAUGUCACUGAUUGGCAGAAUUGCUUCCGAUCAUUUGAUCGCGACCAGUCUGGAAACAUCGAUCGUGGCGAACUUAAAACUGCUCUCACGACGUUUGGCUACAGGCUUUCUGAACCACUAAUUGAUACACUUAUGAGAAAGUUUGAUAGGCUUGGCAGGGGGACUAUUUUGUUUGAUGACUUUAUUCAGUGCUGUAUUGUUCUCUAUACUUUGACUGCAGCAUUCAGACAACAUGACACUGAUGCAGAUGGCGUGAUUACAAUUCACUAUGAACAAUUUUUGGGCAUGGUUUUCAGUUUAAAGGUUUAAAUAUGGUACUAAUUGCUCCAUGUGCUUUUGAUAAUUCUCUCAAUUGGCAUUAUUAUCAAUUGUAUGCUAAUUUCAACGACUGUUCAAUGAGUGUGGCAAACUAAUAAGAUAAUCAUUGUAAUUUUACGUAUACUACGCUAUUGCAGUACUUUCCACGUUCUCUUGUUAUCUUUAAAUAUGUAUUAAUGUUACAAACUACUAUAUCAUAUGUAUUUUGUAAAUGUAGCUCUAAACUUGAAGAAAAUAUAUUUACAAACACUUUUCUUUAAAAAUA
Dalotia coriaria is the source of this 994-nucleotide messenger RNA. It is a transcript of the gene Alg-2, whose product is annotated as Apoptosis-linked gene-2. Lineage: Eukaryota; Metazoa; Arthropoda; Insecta; Coleoptera; Staphylinidae. The transcript is spliced from 4 exons. The coding region runs from base 187 to 720 and encodes 177 amino acids. Gene Ontology annotation, molecular function: calcium ion binding. The record is from RefSeq and is a predicted model, not a curated record.